AUGACCAAUGAAGACAUUAUAAGGUAGAUAUAAUCAAAACUCUAGUAUUCUAUUUCCUUAUUUUUAUAUUCUCAAUCAAGUACUUUUAGCUAAAUAUAUGACUUAGGGUUAAAAAAAAAGCUUAUAGAUAAUAGAAGUGACGAAGCUUUGAUUAGAAUUAUUAAAAUUUUUUUAUUUAAUUAUAAUUUCAAAUUCUUAAUUAAAUCGUAGAGUCUCAACUAAUCCUCAGUAUGCUUCUCACCAGAUGGAACUACUUUAGCAUCUGGUGGUGGUGAUUAGUCAAUCAGAUUAUGGGAUGUUAAAACAGGAUAAUAAAAAGCCAAAUUAGAUGGUCAUAGUGAUUAUGUACGAUCAGUAUGCUUCUCACCAGAUGGAACUACUUUAGCAUCUGUUAGUGGUGAUGAGUCAAUCAGAUUAUGGGAUGUUAAAAAAGGAUAAUAAAAAGCCAAAUAAGAUGGUCAUGAAAAUUGGAUAUAUUCAGUAGGCUUCUCACCAGAUGGAACUACUUUAGCAUCUGGUAGUAAUGAUAACUCAAUCAGAUUAUGGGAUGUUAAAACAGGAUAAUAAAAAGCCAAAUUAGAUGGUCAUGAUGAUUCUGUCUAUUCAGUAUGCUUCUCACCAGAUGGAACUACUUUAGCAUCUGGUAGUGGUGAUAAAUCAAUCAGAUUAUGGGAUGUUAAAACAGGAUAAUAAAAAGCCAAAUUAGAUGGUCAUAAUAGUUAUGUAAUGUCAGUAUGCUUCUCACCAGAUGGAACUUCUUUAGCAUCUGGUAGUUAUGAUAACUCAAUCAGAUUAUGGGAUAUUAAAACAGGAUAACAAAUACAGCCUUCAGAUCCAAAAUACAAAGCCCUUUUAUCCUAAUUCAAAAUCCCCAUCAAUACGAAUAAUUCAUUUACCGAAUGUAUAAUUAUUUCAUUUAAUAUAGUAAACUCUAAUUUAACCAUUCUUCUUAUAUCCUAAUAAGCCAUUUUUUAAGCCUAAGGUGCUCUAAUUCUAUAAGGAUCAUUUGUGAAUCAAUCUGGUUUUGAUUUAAAAACACUAUUUAAGCAAAAAGGUACUUGCUUUGUGGAAACUUAUUAAUUUAAAUGA
Messenger RNA from Paramecium sonneborni, 1089 nucleotides. Lineage: Eukaryota; Ciliophora; Oligohymenophorea; Peniculida; Parameciidae. The record is from the annotation of a GenBank genome assembly.